This is a messenger RNA of Anguilla anguilla (European eel), 1607 nucleotides long. Its product is annotated as distal membrane-arm assembly complex protein 2. Lineage: Eukaryota; Metazoa; Chordata; Actinopteri; Anguilliformes; Anguillidae. The coding region runs from base 103 to 945 and encodes 280 amino acids. The transcript has 6 exons. The record is from RefSeq and is a predicted model, not a curated record.
CUUCGGUUACUGACAGAGUGGAAUAUUGUUCAAUUUAGUGUACGCCGGAGAAAAGGAAACGAAUAAACGUAACGUUAUAUAUUGCAAUCGAGGUGAAACCGUAUGAGUUUUUUUCCAGCCAGCGGUUUAUAUCUGAUGAAGUCACGGGGCUGCGUGAGGUCAUGUGUCACUAUUACCAGCCGCAACCUGAGCUCAGCUCCUGCACCCCUGGCUCCUCCCAAGCUGAACUCUAAGCUUGCUCUCUUCCUGUAUCAGCGGUUCCAUGAUGUGGAGCAGAUGGUUUCCUGGAGCUCUUGGCUAAAGCGAUGGACUCUGAGGCGCAAGAACGUUUACUAUGGCUACACACAGAUGCAUUAUGGGGACAACGUCGCUGCGGCCUACUACAUCCUGUGCAUGAAGGGCAGAUUCAGGUUUGCUGGGCAGUCAGAUUGGUUCCAGGCCAACUACAGAGGAAAGUUCAGCUGGGACUUUAUGAAUUUCCGGGAUGUCCCAAUCGAGGAGGUGGACAUGAGCGGAACGCUGAUUAAUUAUUCGGGGUUGGACAACCUAGAGAGUCAGCAGGGCCUGCGUUCCCUCUCUCUGCGUGGCUGUCCCGAGGUGGACGACUGGUUCCUGUCCCACCUGCACAUCUUCCAGGACAGCCUGGAGGAGUUGGACCUGUCCCACUGUUCACAGAUCACCGUGGGAGGGCUGGCCUCCCUGCAUCACCUCAGAAAGUUACGGAGACUGGGCCUCUCCUCCCUCCCCCGCCUGCAGAGCCCUGGGCUGGUGCGAAUCCUGCUGGAGGAAGUGCUGCCUCACUGUCACAUCAGCGGAGUGGAGUACAGCCAGGGCCUGGAUGAGACAGGCACUGAUACAGGCCUACAGACUGAGACUGAGAUAAACCAGCUCACUGAGGACCACACAUACACACAGGGUCCCCACAGGCAAACCCUGACACGAUGACCUGAAAAAACACACAGAUGUGCACAUGUAAAAAGAAGCCAGUCCUCACAAAGACAUUGACAGACAGGACAAUGGUUUGGAACAUAAGUGCAUUCUGGACUUAAAUCAAUGGUCAGGCCACUGCCGCAGUAGAUGUAAACUGUAACUCCUAUAUCAGUCUGUACAUAUUUUCUAAAAUGUGAGCUUUGGAAGCUCUGCUUGGUAAAUAGGUAAAGUAGUGUCAUAUGAAGACGAGCCUAAUGUUGACAGAUAAACAGGAAUAAAACAGGGUCAAAUUUGUUUCUGCAUUUCUAUUUGAAAGUUCCUCUUCAGUGUCGAAAAGGAGUAGCCUGCCCUUGGUCAAAUACUCUCAUCAGUUUCUUAAAAGUCCAGAAUGCAUUUAUGUUCCAAACCAUUCUCCUGUCUGUCAAUGUCUUCGUGUGGACUGUCUUUUUUUAUUUUAAUCUAAUGGAAAACUAAUUUGUCUCAACAGGCUGCUUGAUAUUUUCCACUUAAUGUCAUUAGUUUAGACAUUAUUAUGAAGUGUUUUAAUGCAAUGUCUGUGAGAAGGACAGGCUUCUGUUAAAGUAUUGUAUAUAAAUAUGUAAAGUAUAUUUGAGAUUUUGAUUGCUAUUGAAUACAUGGCACUGUAAAAAUGGAAAUAAAAUUAUUUAUUAACUGAU